CUCUGGAAAGAUGGCGGUUAGCAUCCGAGUUCGUCCUAUCCGAAGUAUACGGAUGCGAGGUCGGAAUGACAGCGGGGAGGAAAAUGUACCACUGGAUCUCAGCAGAGACCCUAAAGACAACCUGCGAGAGAUUCUUCAAAAUGUGGCCAAGCAGCAGGGUGUCUCCAACAUGCGCAAACUGGGUCACCUCAACAACUUCAUUAAGCUCCUUUGCAACAUUGGCCAUUCAGAAGAGAAGUUUGGCUUUACCUAUGAUGAGGUUAUCAUCUGCCUCCGAUUGGCUCUGCUUAAUGAAGCGAAGGAGGUGCGAGCUGCAGGUCUACGAGCUCUCCGCUACCUGAUCAGAGACAGCACCAUCCUCCAGAAGGUCCUCCACUUCCAAGUGGAUUACCUGAUUUCCAGGUGCAUUGACAUUCAGCAGAGCAAUGAGGUGGAGCGAACUCAGGCACUUCGGCUGGUGAGGAAGAUGAUCACUGUGAAUGCUCAGCUCUUCCCAAGCUCCAUCACUAACUCCCUCAUCGCCGUGGGCAACGAUGGCAUACAGGAUCGAGACCGCAUGGUGCGCGCCUGCAUUGCCAUCAUAUGUGAACUUGCACUGAAGAACCCGGAGAUUGUGGCUCGGCGUGGUGGACUCAAAACCAUCCUGAAGAACGUGAUCGACUGUCAACUCAGCCGCAUCAACGAGGCUCUAAUGACCACCAUCCUGCACCUACUCAAUCACCCUCACACACGGCAGUACGUGCGCUCAGACGUGGAGCUUGAGCAAAUCCUGGCACCUUAUACAGACUUCCACUACAGACACAAUCCAGACACGGCAGAGGCCCAGCUCAAGGAGGACAGAGAGGCCCGUUUUCUAGCUAGUAAGAUGUCUAUCGUUGCUUCCUUCCGCUCAUGGUCUGGCAUCAUUAACCUCUGCAAGUCAGGCAGCUCCGGCAUCCAGUCCCUCAUUGGCCUUCUCUGUAUACCGAAUAUGGAAGUGAGGAAAGGACUUCUUGACGUGCUGUAUGAUAUUUUCCGCCUCCCCGUUCCUGUAGUUACACAAGAUUUCAUUGAAGCGCUGCUUAGCGUCGAUCCCAGUAGAUUUCAGGAUAGUUGGAGGCUAUCGGACGGCUUUGUGGCUUCAGAAGCCAAAAUUAUCCUCCCUCAUCGGGCACGGUCGAGGCCUGACUUGAUGGAUAACUACCUUGCACUUGUACUGUCUGCCUUCAUCAAUAGUGGACUUUUAGAGGGGUUGGUGGAAGUCGUCACUAGCAGUGACGAUAAUGUUUCAGUCUGCGCUACUAUCCUCCUUGGAGAACUCUUGCACAUGGCCAAUACCAUCCUCCCUCACUCCCACAGCCAUCACCUGCAUUGCCUGCCCACUCUGAUGAACAUGGCAGCCUCAUUCGACAUCCCUCAGGAGAAGCGUCUACGUGCGAGUGCUGCAGUAAACUACCUGAAACGCUUCCACGAGAAGAAGAAGCGAGGCCCUAAACCCAACAGCCUUUACCUGGAUCACAUCGUCCGCAAGUCAGCCGCUGCCCAGUACUGUCGAGACCAGCACCUGCGGCCCCAGAAGGACAUCUAUGUCAUUAAGGACACUGAGGAGGCUCUGAUGCUCAAUCUCCGAGACAGUCAUAUUCUCAAUCACAAGCAAAACCUAGAUUGGAACUGGGUUCUUAUCGGUACAAUACUAAAGUGGCCAAAUGUCAACCUGCGCAACAACAAAGAUGAACAAAUGCACAAGUUUGUAAGGAGGCUCCUGUUCUUUUACAAACCCAGCAGUAAGCUGUAUGCCAGCCUUGAGUUAGACCACAGCAAAGCCAAACAGCUGACUGUCGUCGGCUGCCAGUUCAUCGAGUUCCUUCUGGAUUCGGAUGAGGAUGGCCAGGUGUACCUGGAGGACCUGGUGAAGGACAUUGUGCACUGGCUGUCGUCGUCCUCUGGGCUCAAACCAGACCGUAGCCUACAGAGCAAUGGCCUCCUCAAUACACUCAGCCAGCAUUACUUCCUCUUCCUGGGUACUCUCUCUGCCCACCCCAGUGGCGUUAAAUUGUUGGAGAAAUGCAGUGUCUUCCAGUGCCUGCUGAACCUGUGCUCCCUGAAAAAUCAGGACCAUCUACUGAAACUGACUGUAUCCACACUGGACUACAGCCGAGAUGGCUUGGCACGAGUCAUCCUCUCCAAAAUCCUCACUGCUGCAACUGAUAAUUGUCGGCUGUACGCCACCAAGCACCUGCGUGUGUUACUCCGUGCCAACGUGGAGUUCUUCAGCAACUGGGGCAUCGAACUGCUGGUCACUCAGCUCCACGACCGCAACAAGACCAUCUCCAUAGAAGCCUUGGACAUACUGGAUGAGGCCUGUGAGGACAAGGCGAAUCUUCAUGCGCUAAUUCAGCUGAAGCCGGCACUGACUCACCUCGGGGACAAGGGUGUGCUCUUGCUUUUGAGAUUCUUGUCCAUUCCAAAAGGUUUUUCCUACCUCAACGAGAGAGGCUACGUCACUAAGCAGCUGGAGAAAUGGCAAAAGGAAUAUAACCUCAAGUAUGUGGAUCUAAUAGAGGAGCAAUUAAAUGAGGCUCUAACUACAUACCGCAAGCCAGUCGAUGGGGACAACUACGUACGACGGAGCAACCAAAGGUUGCAAAGGCCAAAUGUCUAUCUUCCUGUGCAUUUAUAUGGCCAGCUUGUGCAUGAUAAGACAGGCUGCCAUCUCCUCGAAACUCAGAAUAUCGUACCUGACCUAAGCUACACUGUGCGAUCCCCAGUGCUGGACACAUGGGAAGGCAUUAAACAACUUAAAGCUGCUCUCUGGGCCUUGGGUAAUAUUGGCACGUCCAACUGGGGUCUGAACCUGCUACAAGAAGAGAAUGUGAUUCCAGAUAUUGUGUGUCUAGCCCACCACUGUGAGGUUCUGUCCAUCCGGGGGACAUGUCUGUAUGUACUGGGUCUAAUCUCCAAGACGAAGCAGGGCUGUGAGCUGCUGAAGCUGCAGGGUUGGGACGCGGUUCGACACAGUCGCAGACAGCAGUGGCCCGUGGUGCCUGAUGAAGUAGAACAGCAGCCCCCACCUCCACCCACACUGCUCUCGUCAGUGCCCAGCACCCUCAGCCUCAACUCUGAGUCCACCAGCUCGAGACACAACAGCGAAAGUGACUCCACCCAGCCCAGCAUGUACAUCCUGGAUGAUGAUAAAGAUGGCUCCGAGCUGUCUGAGGAGCAGCCACUAUACAUGAGGCCCAAGCAGCUAAAGGACCGCAGCCCUUUCACAAUCUUGGCGUCCAGCCGCUUUGUGCGUAACCGUUUCCUCAUCUCGCUCUCCGGAAAGAAGCCGCGCAGCACGAGCGACCCUAAAGGUAGCAGCAGCGGCAGCAGUCAUAAGCUGAUUGGCGAGCCCAAGCUGGGAGGCCUGAGGAGGAACCGUACAGUUACAGAACCUUCUGUGUACUCUCCAGGUCAGGGGGAUGUGUUCAGCCCAGUGUUUUCUGAUCUGUCCAAGAGCCCAUCAGUCACCCUGGAGACCUCGUUCAUAGGGAGUAAAGGGAAUGAGCAGCAGGAUGGCAUUGGGGAGACCGAGUCACGUCUGCCACGGGUUACAGAGCGCAACAUGGCAGGCGGGGACAUACAGCGUGAGCAGACCAGUCGUGAGAGGCUAGCAGGUGAUGGACCUACCUCUGGAGGCGGGGCUCAGUUCAAGAGCCGAAGCCAAAGCUUCAACACGGACACAACGACCAGCGGCAUCAGCUCUAUGAGCUCCAGCCCAUCCAGAGAGACGGCAGCAGGCACCACAGACUCGUCUGGCAUAGACACAGACUGCGUCAGUCUCAGCACAGUGGUCAGCGCACAGACCAUCCGGACCCUACACUCACUCACCCCCCAGUCCAAUCACCUCCCCCUUUCCAAAUCCAACUCUGUACUGCUGGUCCCACCAGGUUCAUCUCACACACUGCCGCGCCGGGCGCAAUCUCUCAAAUCACCCUCGGUCACCACCAUCACCAGCCUGACGGACUGCAGCUUCAUGUACACAAGCCCCAGGGACGCACUGGGCUAUGCCACACUCAAGCGGCUUCAGCAGCAGCGUAUCCACCCAUCCCUCUCCCACAGUGAGGCACUGGCUUCCCCUGCCAAGGAUGUGCUCUUCACCGACACCAUCACUAUGAAAGCUGGCAGCCUGGACUCCAGACUCACACCGAGAAGGUUCCUGAAGGCUCUGAGCUUUGCAUCUUUGGAUAAGGAAGACCUGUUGAGCCCCAUCAGUCAGACGACACUGCAGCGCUCCUCCUCUGUACGCUCCAUGGUGUCCAGCGCCACCUAUGGCAGUUCGGAUGACUACAUUGGCCUCGCUUUACCUGUGGACAUCAACAACAUGUUCCAAAUAAAAGAGACUCCAUAUUUCCAGAAGAGGACAAGCCCACCUUCAGAGGACAGAUCUGCCAAAUUCUUCUCUGGAGAUUCUGAUGGGUCUGAUGGCUCACGGCACGGCGUGCUCAAGUCUCAGCUCAGCAUUACGGAGCUGAUGGCUGUGAGCCGAGCAGAUCAGCAGCAACUGUUGGGCUCCGAGGAGACGGGCCUGCAGGAACACACAGAGGAGAACUGCCUCUACUGCGUGGGCUGCAAAGUGCUGGGCUGCAACACACACACACCCACACAGAGUCGUUCAGACUUUGCUGAUGCUUCAUACUCAGAAUGGUGCAGUCAGCCUGUGCACAACCACCUUGAAGUCAUGCCCCACUCCAAGUUCUCCGGAGUGUCUGGGUGUAGUGACGCUGUGUCUCAGGGCUCUGCCGGGAGCACCCGUAGCACAGAGCUGGUUCUAGGAGUUAAGACCAUUCCAGAAGACGCUCCAGCCUGCAGAGUUCUGCUGAGGAAAGAGGUGCUGCGGCUGGUCAUCAACCUCAGUUCAUCAGUCGGAACCAAAGGCCAUGAGACAGGAUUGCUCACGAUCAAGGAAAAGUUUCCAUAUGCAUUUGACGACAUCUGUUUAUACUCUGAAGUUUCUCACUUGCUGGCCCACUGCAUGUUCAGACUCGUCUCUCGACGCUUUAUUCAGGAGCUGUUCCAGGACGUUCAGUUUAUUCCGCUUUACGAGGAGGCCGAGAGCAUUUUGUCAAUGCCGUCGAAAUCUGUCACUGUAAAUUCUCCACCGGAGUCCUGAUAUUGUAAAGCCUGUGCUCGCUGUUUCCCCCACAUACCCUUCUCCACCCAGACCUCCUCAUUCAUUUUCGCCUGACCUGGCUGAGACUUGAUGGAAGAUGGAGGCAAUAAGAGGCAACAUGGGAGUAUGGAGCUGGUGGAGAGAAGAGACAAAAACAAUCAAAGGCUGAAAGAGCAUCUGAAGAGGUGUUUGUAGAACAUGUCUGUGGAGAGAAAAAAGAAUCGGUACGGCGCAUUUAAGAAAAGAUCAACGGAAACAUACUGCCUGAAAAAAAAAAAGCCUGAAAUCAAGACAGAAAUGUUUAAGCUCCAGCAGUUGGAGUUACAACCAAAAUAUAGCUUUUGACUGACAGUUGUGUGUAAAAGCACUGACAGUGUGGUGACUUUAAGAAAACAAGAAGUCACUGAAAGCUGUACAAGAUGCUGAUUUUUUUUUUUUUUUUAAUUCUAUCUCAGUUCUGCACAGUCAUCAUGAAUGCAUUCGGAUAUGGACUUAAAUAACAAACGCAUGUUUGAUCUUCCCUCUGGAUCCUUCAAGUUUUGAUUUUAACACUACAAGAUUGUGGUUUGUAUCACUAACUUAAUCUUAUGUAUAUAAAGAAAUACGCAGCGAGCCUGUAAUUGAAUCAUUCAUCAAAAGAAA
Molecule: messenger RNA, 5776 nt
Organism: Neoarius graeffei (lesser salmon catfish)
Lineage: Eukaryota; Metazoa; Chordata; Actinopteri; Siluriformes; Ariidae
Gene: rictorb
Product: RPTOR independent companion of MTOR, complex 2b
Exons: 38
Coding region: 11-5134 (1707 amino acids)
Biological process (GO): TORC2 signaling; positive regulation of phosphatidylinositol 3-kinase/protein kinase B signal transduction
Cellular component (GO): TORC2 complex
Molecular function (GO): protein serine/threonine kinase activator activity
Source: RefSeq, a predicted model, not a curated record